AUGGUCGCACAGUUCAUGGCCGAAACAUGUCACGCUGCCAACGAUGGCCCAUCUAUCCGAAUUACGGAGCGCAACGACCGCACAGUGCUUAUGAGCAUGCUGAUACGUCUCGUGCGCCUCUUUCGCAAACAACUCAAUGCCAGCAAUCCAAAACAUGAGGAUGAGUCAAUCAGGCUAAAGCCUCCCGUAUCCAAGCUGAAACCUUGCAGCUAUUCACAUCGUACCGUUUGUGAUAUACACAUAUAUGAUAUCGUGCCUCCCAAGCAACCAACGAAGACACCUUCAAAGCAUAUCUACUACAUCGCCGGAGGAAGCUGGCAGAUGGUACCAUCGGAGCAGCAUUGGUGGAUUUGCGCUAAGCUCGCCCAAGUGUUGCCAAACACCAUCGUGUCGAUGAUCUCGGUCCCACUCGCGCCCAACAACACCGCAUCGAGUUCGUUCCCCUGGUGUCUGAGGCUUUACCGCGAGAUAAUGCAGGUGGCAGACCACGCAGGCGAGCGCGUGACAUUCAUGGGCGACUCAUCCGGCGCCAACAUCGUUCUCUGCCUAGUCAUGGAGACAUUGCGACAAGAAGCCGAAGCCCCGGAGAUGUCACGGACACCUACCCCCAUCUCCGUAAUGACCAUCAGCCCUUCCACCGACAUGACGCGCACAAACCCGGACAUUGAGAAGUUGCGGCCCCUCGACCCCCUGCUCUCUCCCGAAAUUAUCAGAGCAACAGCAAAAGCCUGGACAGCCGACGACAUAGAUCCCGCAGACCGCAUCGUCUCGCCCAUCAACGCCGACUUCUCACUGCUCGCGCGCAGCGGUAUCAAAGUGCACGGCGUCACUGCCGGCUACGACGUGCUCAGCCCGGACGGCGUGCGUUUCCGUGACCGAUGCUCCGAAUACGGCAUCAAGGGCGAGUGGCUGCACUGGGAGAAGCAGAUGCACUGCUUUGUGCUGACAGCGCCUUACCGGCUCAGCGAGGGCAGGAAGGGGCUGGAGUGGGUGAUCGAUGUGUUAAAGAGAGAAUGA
Molecule: messenger RNA, 1017 nt
Organism: Ascochyta rabiei
Lineage: Eukaryota; Fungi; Ascomycota; Dothideomycetes; Pleosporales; Didymellaceae
Exons: 1
Coding region: 1-1017 (338 amino acids)
Molecular function (GO): hydrolase activity
Source: RefSeq, a predicted model, not a curated record